GUUAUCGACUGUUCUACUUACGAGGAGAUGCUGCGAAACAUAGAAGCUCUGUAUAUCAAACCGAAAAACGAAGUCUUUGAGCGCCAUGUGAUAGCAACAACCAAACAAGAAAAUGGACAGUCAGUCGAUCAGUCUACUCAGAAAUUACGCAGCCUCGCGGUUGACUGUAACUUCUUGUCGGUUUCUGCUGAAAAGCAUCGUGACGAGGCUAUCCGCGACGCCUUCACCACGGGACGAAUGUCUAACAGCAUUUGCCAACGACUUUUGGAGAAGUACAAUCUUGAUAUUCAACAUGCGUUUGAAGAAGCUCGCAUGUUGAAACAAGCUUAG
Echinostoma caproni is the source of this 330-nucleotide messenger RNA. The record is from the annotation of a GenBank genome assembly. Lineage: Eukaryota; Metazoa; Platyhelminthes; Trematoda; Plagiorchiida; Echinostomatidae.